AUGGCCAAGGAUCACGAAGAAACGCACGCAGAGGAGGUCAACUCCUUUCAGAAGGAUCCUGAGGAUUUUAGCCGGAGGUCUUCUCACGCGGACAGAGCCGCAGCCAUCGUUGGUGAUGAGCGCAUCGACCUCACUGAAGAGGAGAGCAAACGUAUAUGCAGGAAGAUCGAUCGUGUCAUCUUGCCAAUUCUGGUCUGGGUCUACUUCCUCCAAAUUCUCGACAAGAGUGUGCUUGGAUAUGGCGCAGUCCUCGGCCUUCGAGACGAUACAGGCCUCACCGGAGAUCAGUACAGUCUUGUGAGCAGUGUUUCGGCCAUGGCGCAGCUCGGUUGGCAACCUUUUUCCUCCUGGCUCAUCGUCAAGGUACCUCAUCGCCACCUCAUGCCUGCCCUCGUCCUAGGAUGGGGCUUGGCUCAGACCUUCAUGGCCGUUUGCCACAACUUCGGUGGUCUGAUCGUUACGCGCCUUUUCUUGGGACUCUUUGAGGCCGGCUGCCUCCCUCUCUUCUCGGUCAUUACUGCCCACUGGUACCGACGAUCAGAACAACCCUUCCGAGUGGCGCUCUGGUACGGUACGAAUGGCUUGGCUACGAUGUUUGCCGCGGCAGUCUCCUACGGGUUCGGUUCCAUUGCUAAUCCGUCAAUCGCUGCAUGGAAGAUUUUGUUCCUUACGGUAGGAAUUGUCACGGUCAUUACUGCUCCUAUCGUCUGGUGGUAUCUCGACUCGGACAUCCCGAGUGCACGCUUCCUUACCGGCGAAGAGAAGCGCCAAGCCAUCGAGCGCGUCCGUGCAAACCAGACCGGCACCGGCUCUCGCGAGUUCAAGUGGGAUCAUGUCCUCGAGGCCUUCCUGGAGUUAAAGUCAUGGCUCUUUGUCGGAAUGGUCUUGUGUCUUAAUACGGGCGCUGCUGUGACCAACACCUUUGGUCCGCUGAUCAUUCAGGGGCUAGGGUUCGACAAGGAAAUCACUUCGCUCCUGAAUAUCCCCUUUGGGGCUGUACAGCUGGCCGUGAUUCUACCCUCAUCCUACCUGGCCCAUCGCUAUCGAAUGAAGUCCCCCUUCCUCGCUCUCAUUAUGAUUCCAGUCCUAGUAGGCAAUGUCAUGCUCUACGCACUUCCACGAACAGAGCACGGGGCUUUACUGGCCGGCUACUACCUAUUCGCAUUUCUCUUCGGUGGCAACCCUCUGAUCGUCAGCUGGAUGAUCUCCAACAUCGCCGGCAGUACGAAGAAGAGUGUCAUCAUGAGCCUGUACAACGCUGGAUCGAGCGCCGGCAACAUCAUUGGGCCUCUCCUUUUCUCUGCAAAGGAUGCACCGGGCUACUUCCCUGGGUUGCGAAAGACUCUCGGCAUCGUUGCAGCCAUGAUUGCGGCUAUCGGUAUCCAAUUCGUCAAUCUGUGGUUCCUGAACAAAAUGCAGAGGAAGAAGCGUGUCAAGAACGGCAAGCCGGCGGAUAUUCAAGAUCAUAGUAUGGAGCGCCACUACACGGCCGCGACAGCCGGUAAUGAGGGCCUGAUGCAGAAUGCUCUACUGGAUUUGACGGAUCGGAAGAAUGACGAGUUUGUGUAUGUCUACUAG
This is a messenger RNA of Cyphellophora europaea CBS 101466, 1578 nucleotides long. RefSeq lists its product as uncharacterized. NCBI's taxonomy places the organism in Eukaryota, Fungi, Ascomycota, Eurotiomycetes, Chaetothyriales, Cyphellophoraceae. Gene Ontology annotation, molecular function: transmembrane transporter activity. Gene Ontology annotation, biological process: transmembrane transport. The transcript has 4 exons. The coding region runs from base 1 to 1578 and encodes 525 amino acids. The record is from RefSeq and is a predicted model, not a curated record. Gene Ontology annotation, cellular component: membrane.